GUGCGAUCGUCCCCGCUGCAGCCAAACCCCGCCUGCCACCCACUCCCCGCUCCGGAGGCGGCAGCCGAGGCGGGGGGGUGGCUCGGGCUGCUCCCCCAGCCCCUCCCGCCGGGGAGGGUUUCUGAGUCGGGAAGGGAGGGGCCUUGUCUCCGGAGUCCGCAGGAGCCUCCCUGGACCGGGCACCCAGGCCAGGCGCGGGGAGGCAGGGUCCGUCCCUGGAAUAUGAGCGAUCCCCAGCCGCCCAGCCGCCUGCACAGCUCCGGGCGCGGGGAGUUCGGGGCGCUCGCUGGCCAUGCUCGCCCGGACGGCGCUGCCGCUGGCUCUGUGGCUGCACGUGGCGCUGGAGCAGAGUAUCCCCGGGAAAGGUCUCCAGCCCUUCAUUCCAGACUCAGAGGGGGACCUCCUCUUCCUGCUGGACAGCUCUGGGAGCGUCUCCUACUACGAGUUCUCUAGAGUCAAGGAGUUCAUCAGGGACCUCCUGCGACCUUUCACCUUUAGCCCCAGCGAUGUCCAGACCAGCAUCAUCCACAUCAGCACGACGCCCACCAUGGAGUUCCCCUUCGACCGGUAUUUGUCUACUGGGGCAGUGCAGCAGGCUAUCCGGGACACGCAGCAGCUGAUGGGGGACACCAACACUGGCAAAGCCCUCUCCUAUGCCAAGGAGAAGUUCUUCACCGACGAAGCUGGUGCCCGGCCUGAUGUGCCCAAGGUGCUGGUGUGGGUGACGGACGGCUUCUCCACGGAUGAGAUCUCCCAGCCCAUGCAGCUGCUGAAGGACAUGGGGGUCACGGUCUUCAUCGUCAGUACCGGGCGGGGGAACUACCUGCAGCUUUCGGCCGCGGCCAGCCAGCCUCCGGAGAAGCACCUGCACUUUGUGGAUGUGGAUGACCUGCCCAUCAUCACCAAGGAACUGAGGGACGCCAUCAUAGAUGUUAUCCGAGCCAAGCGGCUCCGUGCCGUGGACAUUACCUCCAGCAGCUUCCGUCUGACCUGGCCCAGGCUCCUCUCCAACGACAUCGGCUACUACGUGCUGGAAUAUGCCCCCACGGACGACCCGGGGAGGAAGUUGGUGAAGCAAGUGUCUGGAGAUCACACCAGUCUCCUCCUGAGCAAUCUCUCGCCAGAAACCACCUAUGAGGUCGUGCUCAUUCCAGAGUCCAACGUGCACUAUAUCCCUCCGCAGACCACCCGGGUCACCACGCUGGAAGAGGAAAUCAGCCCGGCUCGGGUUCUCAUCUCGGAGUCCAGGCCACACAGCUUCCGCGUGAGCUGGGCCCCCACGCCGGACAGCGUGGGGAGCUACCAAGUCCUGUACGGGCCACUGCCGGGCAAUUCGGCCCAGCUGCUGGAAGUGGACGGGACACACAACAGCACGGUCGUGGAGAACCUGGCGCCCAACACCACCUACUUGGUGACGGUGACAGCCAUCUACAAAUCGGGGAAGGAGAAAGCCCUGUCGGCCAAAGCUUGUACACAGGCAGAGAUCUCCAGGGUGAGGCAUCUGCGCUUCGAGGACAUGGGCCCCAACACCCUGAAGGCCUCCUGGGACUCCGCCGACGGGCCAGUCCUCGGCUACCGAGUGAGGUGCCGGCGGCAGACGGGCCCCUCCUCGCUCCUCAGCGUCUCGCCGCAGAUCCACAGCGUGCUGCUGACUGACCUGGCCUCGGGCACUGCCAACAAAGUGUGCGUGAAGCCCGUGUACAGGAGCCAGCCGGGGAAGGGGCUGUGCCGCAUGGUGCACAUGCAGCCUGGGACAGAAGCACAAGGAUACAAGCACAGACAGACAGCGUGAGGGACGCUGGACUGAGCCGUUCCCUUUCACACGAGGGGACAGGAUUGGACAAGGAAGAAUGGGGAGACCUUGCAGAUUGGCUCCCAUCCUGCAUUUCCCCUUGAGGUGUGUGAUUCCCUCUAAGCUCCUGAACUGCUACGUGCCACCCCCAGCUUAGAAAAUAGCUUGGCUGGCUGGAGCAAGAAGACGGGCGGAUGGAUUCCAGCCAUGCAAUGGGAGCAGGUUAAAAAUUGUGCUUCCUUCUGCGUUACCCUUUCCUGUACUCCUUCCCCUGAAAAAUAGCGACAGAAGGGCCAAGUGGGAAAUCUUUACUGUUGUUUGCUUCCUCUUUUGUUAUUUAUUCGCUGUCUUGUUGGGGCUUUUGCAGAGAAUAAAUCCCUUCCUGACACCUUACAGUAAGUGCACCGAUCUUGCACUGAUCACAAGAGUCCGGGAGCCAAACUUAGCUCUGUGGUAUAACUCCACUGAAGCUACUGGACCAGGGUGAAUUGUGGCCUAUGAGUCAGUGGAUCUAGGAGGCAGAUUUAGGGACUAGCAUGACUACAAAGAGUCAAUUCACCUAACGAAUAGAGCCUUCCACCCAAACGUCCCGUGAUGUUCAACAAGCCUCACAACAGGGCUCCUGUCAUCCAUACCUGCAAUGCAGCCCCUUCUGAUGUGGGAAGACGACGACGACGAUAAAGGCACUUAGAACAUGCAGGGACAAUCCAGCUAGAAGAAUCGCUUGGGGAGAAGAGGGACAACGAGAGGCAAGAACCCAUCUAGAGUUUGGCCAGGGCAUGUUAACUCCCUGACUCUAAUGAAGUGCCCUGGGGUGUUUAAUAACCACAGCCUGGUCACACCUUAGGGCUGUGACUCUCUCAGAAGACUGGCAGUCUUGGUCUGAUUAACUCCCAGGAAUGGAGUGGCAGGGUUGUUCCAGGUCACGGUGAACGUGCACAGGCAGAACUGUGUGAAGGAAGCUUGCACAGGACUUGUCUUAUCAACACUGCUUCAAUCUGUCAGUUACAGGGAUGCUAAAUUCCCCCCUCCCACACGCCCACACACCCCAAGUCUGCUCAGAAAUGAAGAGAUUUCAGCAAAUCCUGCUCUUCCCCUCACCCCUACUGCUGGUACCAGGUUACACCCUUUUCUGCCUUCUGUGGGGAUCAAGUGGUGUGUAAGAGGCACAGUAAGGCCAGCUCAGGUCGGUCUCUCACACACACACACAACAUGGUUGGGCUAGCUGGGCUCCGCAGGUGGAAGACCCAGAAUGACCUGGAGACGGGAGAUUAAUUUACUCUCAUGUCCUGAGACACGUCCCAUUGAGUGGGUUGGAGUCCCAUCAGCAGAGCAAUAUGGGGAACCUCUCAGAACCUGCCUGUUCGCACUCCCCUAGACCAUCAUCAGGAGCCUUCCCCCACCAUCCUAGUCACAUCGAGAACUUUUUCGUACUGCGGCUGCCCUGCAUGUAAAGGAGAUGGCUGCGGGAGGCGCACUGCUUAGCUGUCCUCUCGCCCCCCCAGGCUGGGCCCUGCUGCCUUCUCGGGAUGGGAAAGUGCGUAUGUGGAAAUGAGGCUGCGGAUCUUUUUAGUACCUAAUGAAAAUGCCAUUUGGGAGGUGCAGUUCCCCCUGCCAGGGCAUGGGAGUGAAGGAAAUGUACAUACUGCUCGGGGAGCGAGGGCACAGCACCAACACGCAUGUAUUCCCCUAGAAGCGUGUGCUCUGUUCAGUGUCCAUUGCUUAUUUACCCUGCAUGUGAAGCAUUUUAGUAGCCAUCCCCUGUGUCUGGGAAGCCAUGUGCUAAAGCCUGCAAGCUCACCGUGGGCCUGAUUCUGCACCAUCCGGGAGCGUUGUCGUUGACUUGAUUGGACGUAAUAUAUGGCCCUCCGAUUAGGUGGCGUACAUGGGGCAGACCCCAUGAACAAAGAUGACAGUCGUCCCUUGACCCCCGCCAGGUAGCUUCCAGAGCCUGUACUUUCUUUGUGGAGGUGUGUGUGUACUUGACUAACAUUAACAUUAAGGGCAAAAUGCAGCCUUCUGAAUCUUUCACACAAUAAGGUAUACAAGCAUCUUGCUAGUUUUUGCUGUAAGAUGAAGAUUGGUUAAUACUGCAUAACUCCCUGGCAUAACUUACUAUACAUUAGGAUUGCCUUCCCUCUAUUGUAAUGUGUCCUUUUGAAGACAGUAAAUUCAAUAUACAACACAA
Molecule: messenger RNA, 3980 nt
Organism: Pelodiscus sinensis (Chinese soft-shelled turtle)
Lineage: Eukaryota; Metazoa; Chordata; Testudines; Trionychidae
Gene: VWA1
Product: von Willebrand factor A domain containing 1
Molecular function (GO): protein binding
Source: RefSeq, a predicted model, not a curated record